Zingiber officinale is the source of this 2696-nucleotide messenger RNA. RefSeq names its product dof zinc finger protein DOF3.7-like. Gene Ontology annotation, biological process: regulation of DNA-templated transcription. Gene Ontology annotation, molecular function: DNA-binding transcription factor activity; DNA binding. Lineage: Eukaryota; Viridiplantae; Streptophyta; Magnoliopsida; Zingiberales; Zingiberaceae. Bases 315 to 1406 code for a protein of 363 amino acids. The transcript is spliced from 3 exons. The record is from RefSeq and is a predicted model, not a curated record.
GGCAUGAUAAAAUACUGCAACUUUGCAGUUCCCCAAAACCUCUCUUGGUCUGGUUUGCUUGCUGAGGGACAACAAGUGCAUCCAUGGCAGUUUCUUUUUCCCUCUCCUCUCUCCUAUAUAAUCCACCUUCCACAAUCCACUCCACGUUAUUCGAUCUCCCCAUUAUCCAUCACUCUGAUCCAAACAUAACCUCUCCUUCCUUUUGAAGGAUCCUUCUUACUCACCAAAGCCACUGCAUUUCUUUACCUCUUCAUCUUCCUUUUGCUCCUUGUUCUUUUUCCUUCUGUUCAAUUGUCUUUCUGUCGAUCGAGAAAAUGAUCCAAGGGUUAUUAGGCGGAGUCGUGGAGGAGAGGAAGACGAUCUCGCACCUCAUCGACCACUCCCCUACCUCCUCCAACAUCUCCUCCCCUUCUUCCUCGCUCACGUCGGCGGCCGCUGCCGGAGAUCAGCAGCAGCAGCAGCAGAAUCUGCGGUGCCCGCGGUGCGACUCCACGAACACCAAGUUCUGCUACUACAACAACUACAACCUCACCCAGCCGCGCCACUUCUGCAAGACCUGCCGGCGCUACUGGACCAAGGGCGGCGCCCUCCGCAACGUCCCCAUCGGCGGCGGAUGCCGCAAGACCAAGGUGGUCCCCGCCAUCGCCGCCGCCGUCUGCAGCCCUAAGCCUGCGCCCAACAAGGCCAAGCCGCCGGCCGCCGGCUCCGACCUCCUUCUGAGAUCCGGUUUAGGUGGCGCCGGCGGGCUAGAGAGCGAUCUCUCCGCCGCCGGCCCGUUGCUCUGGGCUUCGCCGCACACUUCCCAUCUGAUGAGCCUGUUGAGGUCCGGCGCCGGCAUGCAGAUCUCCGGCACGCACUGCGGCCUCAACCUUGGCUCGCCGGCGGCCAGACCGAAGGAGGACCGCUCCUUGCUCUGUUCAAACACGGCGGCCGAUCUAAAUGCCCAUGCCCUGAGCUUGGAUCCCCUGAACCAGCUCGGUUUGGGCGCCUCUCUGUGGAAAAACCACCACCACCACAGCAUCAACAACAACUACUACCACCAACCGCAGUCACGGCAGCUGCCGCAGCAAAAUGGCAACCACCUGCAGGCUAUAAGCGACAUGCCAAGCUCUGAAAUCCAAGACCUGUACCAAAAGUUCAAAUCCUCAACCAACUACUACAACGAGCCGCUGCAAACGGUGAUCGGCAACGCCAACGCCGGAUUCGAGCAUUCCUCUUGCAACGGUUCCACCGCUUCGAGUUCCAUGUUGUCGAAUUCCGCCAUUGCCGCCGCAGCUUCUGCGACGGCGACCAUCUUAGAGCCAAUCCCACAGCUCUCUGCUGCGGCCGAAUUCGGUUACUGGAACAACAACCCCGCACUGGCGGCAUGGUCCGAUCUCCCAACCCCGAAUGGUGCGUUCCAUUAAUGAUCAGGAAAAGUUAGGACUCACUUUUGUUCUGUUGUAGUAAUUUGUGUUUAGGCUUCUUAAUGUCGUCGUUUGUUCAUGGUGGUGAACUGAGAUGAUAUCUUCAGUCAAAUUAUAGAUAUGGGAAAUGUGAUGGACGUACUGUUAGGUUUCUCUUUUUUAAUCAUUGUUGUGUUUUUAAGGGCGUGUUUACUCUGUGUAUCAUCAGCUGCUACAUCGAGAUCGAUUGAUAAUUAGAUAUAGUGGUUAGUCACCCUUUUCUUGGUCUCUGUCUUUUGGUGGCCUAAUUCUCAAAGAGAAGUACGCAAUGUUCGAUCGUGACAAAAAGAGGAGACGUUGAUUUCAAAUCGAUGAGUCGAUCGGAUGGAAAUUGAGAUGUGGAUCCGGAGUGUGAGUGUGAUGAAAGUGGGGAAAAAGAGGAGAUAUGAUGGGAGGGAGAUUCCUUCUUGUUGUGAAGUGAGAAAGUGGAGAGGUAAAGAGGGAGGAUGGCAGCCUUUGGAAGGGGGUGUGGCCUAAACGCAGCAGGCGAAUUAGAUUCUUCCCCCACCCAACACACGCACUGCAGCCUUAUGUUUUUAGAGACAGCAAGAGAGAGAGAGAGAAAGAGAGAGAGGAGGGGAGAGGGAGAAUUUGGCCUCCUUUUCUGAUUUAGUUUCAUUUAGAAUCUAUCUAUAUCCUUCCAACUAUUGAAUGCCUAGAUUUUGGAAAUCAUUAUGAACAUUUUUUUAGUUGAAUUUAAAUCGUGCAAAAUGAUUUAAGCAAACAAAGGCCCAUAUAAGGACGAGAACGAGUCCAUGUAAUUAAAGCCCAAAAUGAACCUCUGCUGGACCAUGAAAUGGAAGCCCAAGUUGUUAGACGGCGAGGUGGACAUGGUCGAUCUUUCCGGAGAGAAGGAAAAUAGGCGGAGGACGAUGGUAGGAGCAUCAUAUGGGAUAGAGGAAGAUUGGAAGAGCGAUCGCGAAGCCGCGUUGAUGAAAGGGAAGUGGAGUAGGCUUCAGAGGAUUUGCCAUAACUUUCUCCAUCAAUUUUGAAGCAAAUUCAGACAAGGGCUCAAGUGAGACCAGAACAUGUUUUGAAUUGGAAGGAGACAUUGCUUGAGAAGCCAUGCAUUCUAAAAGUGGAAUGGAGGUUUUAUUGCAAAAUGAAAUACUUGUUGGUUGUAUAAUGGUGUAAUGCAGAAUGAGAGAUUGGUUUGAGACCAAGAGUAAAUAUGUUGUAUGCAUUAGUUUGUGUGUUUGCUUAGGAAUUGACCUUCAAUUGCAACGAAUUUUCUGCAUGAAACUUUCUUUA